Molecule: messenger RNA, 191 nt
Organism: Dentiscutata erythropus
Lineage: Eukaryota; Fungi; Glomeromycota; Glomeromycetes; Diversisporales; Gigasporaceae
Source: the annotation of a GenBank genome assembly
AAAAAAAAGCUAUAGAAGCAAAAUAUUGUGAAAAACUAUUAGAACCUAAUAAAAAUGCCAUUGCAAAUUAUAUAGGACAAACUGAUUUUCCAGAUUAUUUUAAAAUAUCAGGUCCAUUUCACCUUGUUGAUGAAAAUAACUUAACUUUAAUUAGAAUAUUUAAUCUUGAAAUUACAAAUUACAGCUUUUAG